Messenger RNA from Arvicola amphibius (Eurasian water vole), 1771 nucleotides. RefSeq names its product lymphocyte activating 3 (gene Lag3). Lineage: Eukaryota; Metazoa; Chordata; Mammalia; Rodentia; Cricetidae. The coding region runs from base 203 to 1771 and encodes 522 amino acids. Gene Ontology annotation, molecular function: transmembrane signaling receptor activity; MHC class II protein binding. The record is from RefSeq and is a predicted model, not a curated record. The transcript is spliced from 8 exons.
CCCAUCUAACCAGCUUCCUCUGGUCUCCAGCGUCUGGUCAUUGGUCCUCCUCCAGACCACUCACCCUCUCCUGGGGGUCGUCUUUACCCUACGUUCUUUCACCCUGUCUCACCUCCCUCUUUGUAGAACUUCUGUUUUUCUUCUCCCAGGACCCCUUUCUGACCUCCCUUGGAGGGCUAGGGAGGCCCAGGCCAUAAAGGAGAUGAGGGAGACUCUGCUCCUAGGCCUUCUGCUUCAGCGACUGCUGUGGGAAGCUCCAGCCGUGGUUUCAGAGCCUGGGAGAGAGGACUCCGUGGUGUGGGCCCAGGAGGGGGCCCCUGUCCAUCUUCCUUGCAGCCCCCAACUCCCCCACCGGAAUCCCGACCUUCUGCGAAGAGGAGUGGUCACUUGGCAACAUCAACCAGAUGGGGGGAAGUCCUUGCGUGGGAGGCCGGCCCCCCAUCGCUACACGGUGCUGAGCGUGGCUCCAGGAGGCCUGCGCAGCGGGAGGCUGCCCCUGCAAAGCCGCGUGCAGCUGGACGAGCGCCGCCUCCAGCGCGGGGACUUCUCGCUGUGGCUGCGUCCAGCCCGGCGCGCCGACGCCGGCGAGUACCACGCCGUGGUGCGCUUCCCGGACCGCACCCUCUUCUGCCAUCUCCGCCUGCGCGUCGGCCAGGCCUCGAUGAUCGCCAGUCCCUCAGGACCCCUCAGGCCGUCUGAUUGGGUCAUUUUGAACUGCUCCUUCAGUCGCCCUGACCGCCCAGUCUCUGUGCACUGGUUCCAGGGUCAGAACCGUGUUCCUGUCCACAAGUCCGCCCAUCACCACUUAGCUGAAAGUUUCCUCUUUCUCCCGCAAGUCAGUUCCCUGGACUCCGGGACCUGGGGCUGUGUCCUCACCUACAGAGAUGGCUUCAAUGUCUCCAUCACACACAACCUCGAGGUUCUGGGUCUAGAGCCCCUAGCUCCUCUGACAGUGUACGCUGCUGCAGGCUCUGGGGUGGAGCUGCCCUGUCACUUGCCCCAGGGUAUGGGGACCUCUUCUUCACUCACUGCCAAGUGGACUCCUUCUGGAGGAGGCUCUGAGCGUCUGGUGACCGGGAAGAGUGGCAGUUUUGCCCUUCGACUUGAGAGUGUGGGUCUGGAGCAGGCUGGGACCUACACCUGUCGUGUUCAUCUGCAGGGGCAGCAGCUCAGUGCUAUGGUCACUUUGGCGGUCAUCACAGUGACCCAUCAGUCCUUGGGGUUACCUGGCUCCCUGGGAAAGCUGAUGUGUGAGGUAACCCCUGCAUCUGGACAAGAAAGAUUUGUGUGGCGUCCCCUGAACAAUGGCUCCAGGAGUUCUCCAGGCCCCGGGUUGGAGAUAAAGGAGACCCGGUUCCUUGCUGAGCCUUGGCAAUGCCAGCUUUUUCAGGGACAGAAGCUUCUUGGAACAGCGGUGCACAUCGCAGAGUCUAGCCCAGGUGCCCGCAGUGCAAGGAGAGCCUCAGGUGACCUUAAAGGAGACCAUCUCUUUCUCCUUCUGAUCCUCAGCACAUUCUCACUGUUCCUUGUGGUGACUGGGGCCUUUGGCUUCCACCUAUGGAGGAGACAGUGGCUAUGGAGAAGAUUUUCUGCCUUAGAGAACAGGAUUCACCCACCUCCCUCUCUGAGUAAGACAGAGGAGCUGGAGCAAGACCUGGAGAUAGAGAUGGAGCAGGAGCCAGAGCCGGAGCCAGAGCCGGAGCCAGAGCCAGAGCCAGAGCCGGAACUGGAGCAGGAGCCCCAGCCGGAGCCAGAGCCCAGGCAGCAGUGA